CGGUUUGUCACUCAUAACUCUGCAGUCGCUGCAGUUCAAUUACCGCAUAGUAUAACAGCUCUGUCAUUUACUAGUCGAUCGAGAUCAGUAAAUCUUUCGGACUUCUUCCCUAAGCCAGCUUUUCUCUUUUUUAGAAACGGCCCUCCCCUUUAAUUCUGCACAGGGGACCACCGUGGGUCUCUCCGUAUUUAAUGUCGGUGGGGAUAUUGGUCACUGGUCGCGUCAGCGCUUCACGAUCAGUCUCUCUGCCCGAUCUUCCGCUUUUUCUCCGGCCAUGCAUCUGCUGUGCUUCUUCUUCCUGCUGCUGUGGACCGGCCCGGCGCGCUCUUAUUUCCCGGAGGAGCGCUGGAGCCCGGAGUCGGCUCUUCUGGCCCCGCGGGUGCUGGUCGCGCUGGUCUGCCGCAACUCCGCGCACUCCCUGCCGCAUGUCCUAGGCGCAAUCGACCGCUUAAACUACCCCAAAGACCGGAUGGCUGUUUGGGUGGCCACAGAUCAUAACUCCGACAACACCACAGAGAUCCUGCGCGAGUGGCUGGUGAACGUGCAGAACUUCUAUCAUUAUGUGGAGUGGAGACCUCAGGACGAGCCCAGUAUGUAUGAGGGUGAAAGCGGCCCGAAGCACUGGACGAAUCUGCGAUACGAGCACGUGAUGAAGCUCCGGCAGGCGGCUCUGGAGACGGCACGCGAGAUGUGGGCCGACUAUUUUCAUGGUACAUUGUUGGACUGUGAUAACCUGCUGACCAAUCGUGAUGUGUUGUGGAAACUAAUGCGGGAAAACAAGACGAUUGUGGCGCCGAUGCUGGAAUCCAGAGCUGCGUACUCUAACUUCUGGUGUGGCAUGACGUCUCAGGGUUAUUACAAGCGUACUCCGGCCUACAUGCCGAUCCGGCGUCAGGAGCGCAAGGGCUGUUUUGCGGUGCCGAUGGUCCACUCGACGUUCCUGCUGGACCUGAGGAAACAGGCGUCCCGUCAGCUGGCCUUCUUCCCGCCACAUCCCGACUACAGCUGGGCCUUUGAUGACAUCAUCAUCUUCGCCUUCUCCGCACGCAUGGCAGAGGUUCAGAUGUACAUCUGCAACAGAGAGACGUAUGGGUAUUUCCCGGUGCCGCUGCGCUCUCAGAACAGUCUGCAGGACGAGGCGGAGAGUUUUCUGCACUCACAGCUGGAGGUUAUGGUGCGCAAUCCUCCAAUAGAACCGUCUGUGUAUCUAUCACUCAUGCCAAAACAGACAGAUAAAAUGGGCUUCGAUGAGGUGUUCAUGAUAAAUCUGCUGAGGCGUUCAGACCGGCGCGAGCGCAUGUUGAGGACGCUUUACGAACAAGAGAUCGCAUGCAAGAUCAUCGCAGCUGUAGAUGGCAAGGCACUGAAUGCGAGUCAGGUGGAGGCUCUGGGGAUCGAGAUGCUGCCCGGUUACAGUGACCCGUAUCACGGUCGCCCACUAACCAAAGGAGAGCUGGGCUGCUUUCUGUCCCACUACAACAUCUGGAAUGAGAUUGUAGAUCGUGGCCUGCAGUCGUCUCUGGUGAUCGAGGACGAUCUGCGCUUCGAGGUGUUCUUUAAGCGGCGUCUGCAGAAUCUGAUGCAGGAGGUUCGGUCUCAGCGGCUCGACUGGGACCUGAUUUAUAUUGGCCGGAAGCGGAUGCAGGUGGAGCGACCAGAGAAAUCAGUGCCGAGGAUCCACAGCCUGGUGGAGGCAGACUACUCGUACUGGACUCUGGGAUACGUGAUCUCGCUCCACGGCGCACAGAAGCUGCUGAGAGCCGAACCGCUCAAGAAGAUGCUGCCGGUAGAUGAGUUUCUGCCAGUCAUGUACAACAAACACCCCAUUGAGGAGUACAUGUCUCAUUUCCCACGAAGGGACCUGCGGGCCUUCUCUGCGGAGCCGCUGCUGAUAUACCCCACACACUACACAGGAGACCAGGGCUACAUCAGCGACACCGAGACCUCCAGUGUCUGGGACAACGAGAGCGUGCUGACCGACUGGGACCGAGCGCGCUCACGAAAGAGCCGUGAGCAGGAGGAGCUGAGCAGCGAAGCCCAGAACACUGAUGUCCUGCAGUCACCGCUCGACAGUACAGCCCGAGACGAGCUCUAGAGCCACGGGAUAUACAAAACCACAGCUAUAGAGAGUUCUAGAGCCCAGAAAUAAAUAGACACACAACUACAGAGACCUCUAGAUCCCAGAAAAAAUCCAAACACACAACUAUAGAGAGUUCUAGUGCCCAGAAAUACACAGAGACACAACUAUAAAGACCUCUAGAUCCCGGAAAUAUACAAACACACAACUACAGAGACCUUUAGAUCCCAGAAAAAAUUCAAACACACAACUAUAGAGAGUUAGAAAUCCCGGAAAUAUACAAACACACAACUACAGGAGACCUCUAGAUCCCGGAAAUAUACAAACACACAACUGUAGAGAGUUCUAGAGCCCAGAAAUAUAUAGACAUACAACUACAGAGACCUCUAGAUCCCUGAUAUAAAUAAACACACAACUACAGAGACCUUUAGAUCCCGGAAACACACAAACACACAAAUAUAGAGACCUUUAGAUCACGGAAAUACACAAACACACAAAUAUAGAGACUUUUAGAUCCCAGAAAUACACAAACACUCAAAUAUAGAGAGUUCUAGAGCCCAGAAAUAUAUAAAGACACAACUACAGAGACCUCUAGAUCCCAGAAAAAAUCCAAACACACAACUAUAGAGACCUUUAGAUCCCAGAAAUACACAAACACACAACUAUAGAGAGCUUUAGAUCCCGAAAUUACAAACACACAACUAUAGAGACCUCUAGAUCUCGGAAAUAUACAAACACACAUCUAUAGAGAACUCUAGAUCCUUGAAAUAUACAAACACACAAAUAUAGAGAGUUCUAGAUCCUGGAAAUAUACAAACAAACAACUAUAGAGAGUUCUAGAUCCCGGAAAUACACAAAAACACACAAAUAUAGGAGACCUUUAGAUCUCAGAAAUACACAAACACACAAAUAUAGAGACCUUUAGAUCCCAGAAAUAUACAAACACACCACUAUAGAGACCUAUAGAUCCCUGAAAUAUACAAAAACAAAACCUUAGAGAUCAUGAAAAUAUAUAAACACACAACUAUAGAGAGUUCUACAGCCCAGAAAUACAAACACACAACUACAGACUACUAGAAAUACAACAGACUAGAGCAGCACUAAACAACAAUAUAAAAAAGACCUUGGUUCACAAUGCUACAUUCAAAGAAGAAAACACAACAACAAAAUAUUAUUUAUAAAGAAAACAGAACAAAAGCCAAACUCAAUUAAAUUAAAUCCACAACAAUGAAAUGUAGCAUAAUCACAAGAAAAUUAAGCCAGAACAGAACAAAAAUCGAAUGUAAACAACAACAGAACCAAGGCCAAACAUAACAAAUCAAGCCUAAACACAAUGGAACUCAAGCCAUAAUGACCCAACAAAAUUAAGCCACAAAAAACACAACAGAAAUGCUCAAGACCACUGGGUUAGGUCAGUAGUAGGUCAACAGAAGUGACAAUUGCCUGCAUGUUUUUCUGGAAUUGUCUGAAAUGACUUACUGCUGCAAUUAAGAGACUAUAAAUGCAGGAAAAAAUGAAAUAUUAAAACACACGUUUAAUUGUGGCACAGUCAAACACUUAAAACUAUGUCUGUCUAAUGCAAACAUGCACACUAGUGCUCAGUAGUAUUUCUGUUGUGUUCUUCCCCUUGAUUGUGUUUUGUUUUGGCUUUCCACUGUGUUAUAAACUUAUAUUUGCCUUUGAAACUCCAUUGUGUUGUGCACUGCUGGGCCACCAUUUAAAUACAGUCAAAUACAGAGCCUUCAUGAGAGAAUCGUCCACUGCUCAAGAGGAUGUGUUACAACACAUUUGAGAACAAAUCAACAUUUGAGGACGUGCAACAUUAUAACAUGCUUUAGAUCAGAUAAAAAACGCAGAUUCUCCUGAAAUGCUUGACUAUUGGGAGCAUGAACGCGAGUCGCUCUGACUUAUGCAAUAUAUUUCUUUUUCUUUUGUUAUUGGGAGCCUCAAGAACAAUCAUGAUUUGAUGUGGUCCAGUUAGCACUAUUUUAAACCUGAUCUGAUGUCAAGCUUUAGCUAAACGUGGACCAGUGCUUGUGAUUUGAACAUUCCUUUAUGAUGAUCUCCCUCUGAGCAUGACUUUUAUUAUGUAAGGGAAUCAGGUCGGCGUGUGAAGGCAGUUUGGAUCUGAUGGUUUUGCUUGCUGAUGACUAAUUUAUUGCUUGUUCAGCUUGAUCAUAAUCCUCUGUCAGUGUAAAUAUGAGCCGACAGUAUGUGUUAAUAUCCCUGAUGUGAACCGUACGGAAGUUGUUUUUUUUAUUUUAUGCAUUUCCUCAGUUGCCUUAAGAGAUUUUUGUCAGAGAAUGCAUUUUAAAGCUAACACAGAUAUUUGUGUGAGGCAAACUCAUGUUUACAUGAUGCUUCGUGUGUCAGCUCAAUAAAUGGGCAUCAUAUUUAGUUAGGAGAGAAAAUGCAGUGUUUUUAUUGAAUCAGUUUUUCCUUUCUUUCAUUUCUUUGACGGAUGUUGUUCAUCUGUACGUCUCCUGAAUGUGCCUUUUAUACCAGAGAAUAAAGAAUGUUUCUUAAAGUCUGA
Molecule: messenger RNA, 4610 nt
Organism: Danio aesculapii
Lineage: Eukaryota; Metazoa; Chordata; Actinopteri; Cypriniformes; Danionidae
Gene: colgalt1b
Product: collagen beta(1-O)galactosyltransferase 1b
Exons: 12
Coding region: 275-2095 (606 amino acids)
Molecular function (GO): procollagen galactosyltransferase activity
Source: RefSeq, a predicted model, not a curated record